AGACCUCGGAGGAAUGGAUGAAGGUGCUGCGGCUGGUGCAGAGAGCGGAGCCUGACAGCCCAUCUGCCUGGUCCUCCUUUGGGAAGACGAGCCCCCUGAAGGCGUGGGGCGGCCCGCGAGCCCCGAGGCACGGCUGUGGCUCACCCGUGCUGUGCCAGGCUCUGUGCUCCCUGCAGAAAGCACGGGCCGGGCAGGGUGGUGGUCCCCAGAAGCAGGCCCCCCUCCUCCCAGACUGCAUGGGCUGCACUUUGGGAAACGCCCCUGGCUCUCCAGGUGCAAGUUCUUCAGCCUUACUGAGACGCCAGAGGACUACACCAUCAUUGUGGAUGAGGAGGGCUUCCUGGCAGAUAUGUUUUGAGCAGAAGAGCUACAGGCAGGAACUUGUGCCUUAACCACUAAGCACAGUCCCAUGAAGACUAGAUGCCUGGCCACCCAAACACAUUUCCAUCUUCUGAUGGGCACUCAUGCCUUUACCCAGAACUGAUGAGAAUCAUGGCCCCUCAUGCAGAGAAGGAACACCCCAGGAGCUGCCCUCCUCGGAGCACCUGAGUGUGGCGGAUGCCACCUGGCUGGCCCUCAAUGUGGUGUCAGGCGGUGGCAGCUUCUCCAGCUCUCAGCCCAUUGGUGUGACCAAGAUUGCCAAGUCAGUCAUCGCCCCGCUGGCCGACCAGAACAUCUCCGUGUUCAUGCUUUCCACGUACCAGACGGACUUCAUCCUGGUGCGUGAGCGGGAUCUGCCCUUUGUCACCCACACCUUGUCAUCAGAGUUCACCAUCUUGCGGGUCAUCAAUGGUGAGACGGUGGCAGCUGAAAACCUCGGCAUCACCAACGGCUUUGUCAAGUCCAAGAUGGUCCAGAGGCCCGUCAUCCACCCACUGUCCAGCCCAAGCAACAGGUUCUGUGUCACCAGCCUGGAUCCUGACACGCUGCCCGCUGUUGCGACGCUCCUUAUGGAUGUCAUGUUCUACUCCAAUGGAGUGAAGGACCCCAUGGCUGCCAGCGACGACUGCGACCACAUCCGCUUCUUCUCCUUCUCCCUCAUCGAGGGCUACAUCUCCCUGGUGAUGGACGUGCAGACCCAGCAGAGGUUUCCUAGUAAUCUGUUGUUCACGAGCGCAUCUGGAGAGCUCUGGAAGAUGGUGCGCAUCGGAGGACAGCCCCUGGGAUUCGAUGAGUGUGGUAUCGUGGCCCAGAUCUCUGAGCCCUUGGCUGCUGCAGACAUCCCCGCCUACUACAUCAGUACUUUCAAGUUCGACCAUGCACUGGUACCGGAAGAAAACAUCAAUGGUGUCAUCAGCGCCCUGAAAGUCAGCCAAGCAGAGAAGCAUUAGAAGGACCUCUUCUACCCUCCCCUUCUGUCCCCCAGGCCUGGGCCUGGCCCCCACCCCAAAGAUUCUUCUUGCAGUAUUUCUCAACAGACUGGAAAGUCGACCCCAGGGCCCCCAAAGAAGGAACCUCUGGGAGAUGCCCUGGGUUGCUGAUCCCGCCAGGCCUAGGACCCAAGCCAAGGCCUCCCAUGCCCUCUGCCUUUCCGGAGCCCCCAGACCCUCCAGAGAACCCCUUGCCUCCUCCCCCCAGCCCUGCCCCAGAAAACGAUGUCUGAGGCCCAGGGAGCUUGUGAACUGACUCACCUUCUCAUCCCACCUUGCCCACAGCUGAGGGCAGACGCUGAAGGAAGCUGCGCCUCCUACAAGAUACUGGGGUACUGAUUCUCUUGUCAUCUUGGGGGCUGGCUGAGCGGGACUGAGUUCAUGGAACCUGGGAAGACCCCUGUGAGGAUGGGGGGCUGAACACUGUGGUCGCUGGUCUCUGGUUCCAUCAGCUCGGGGCUGGUUCCCGCAGAGUGGAGGCCAGUGGGUAGCCCUUGGGUCAUGUGCUGCUGAGGCUCUGAUGGAGCAUGGGUGGGCCCUGAGUUGGGGGGGACCCCAGCCACCCAGAACCUCACCUGCCAACCACAGGGCCUGCGCCCUGACUCCCAGCAAGACUGCCAGGGGGCCCUGUCCAGACCCGCCCCACCACAAGUACUCACUCCUGGAGGACAAGGCAGUUCCCAGGAGACCCACCAGCCUGGGGCACACGGUCCUGUCCCCUCUGGUUUUCCUAGACCCUCCUUGGACAGGCAGAGCCUCAGUUUCCCUUAAGUAGGGACAUCCCCAGCAUUCUGGGCUUGGGGUUUCUUAGGUCACCCACACCUCCCCAGCAGUUGACUAGACCAGCACAGGGCUCCCCCUUUGUCAGACCCUCCCCUCCCCCACUUUUGGGGGCCAUGGAAGGCCUCUGCCCCCAACUUUCCUGCCUGCCUGCCCCUCAGUCCAGGGACUGUGGCAUUCAUGAGUACUUGACCUGGGAGGCAGCUUAUCUGAGCCUUAAUAGAGAAAACCAUACCUUGUUUUAGUUUCUUAUUUAAUGUAUCUGUGCCCAGGCUGCGGUGGGCAGCAUUUUCAGGGGUUGGGGCCUGCUGAGUUCUGUCAGGGGGCCCAGAGGCUCAGUGUCACUUGGCUGGUACCCUGUGGCUCCAGGGACAAACAUGGGAAUCAGGAGCUGUUGUGGGGGCCUUGGCCCUCUCUUCAGAGCAGGAAGCUAGAAACAGAGGUCUGUUACAAGGCGGAGGUCCCCGGGACACCUCACACAGGGCUGCCCAGCCAGCUCCACUGGCAGGUAUCCAGGCAGCUGUAGUUCUGAGCAUCAGAGGGGACCCAAGGGCCACGGGGAGAUAGACAGCCAGGCGAUAGAGGCUGACCAGAGAGACUAGGGCAAGCCCCGGUGCCACCUCCCCAGCAGGGGCUCCUUUCUGAACAAGGAGGACCUGAAGGGCUGCUGUGGCUCAUGCCCUUCCUGGCGCUCUUUCUCAGACGGCAGCUGGCUGUGCUGUCCCUGAGGAGUUUGGAGGAGAAGGGACGUUCUCUUGGUCUGGUGAAGGGCUUAUGUGAUCCCCGCUCCCCCCUCUCCAAGCCCUGGAAGCCCACCAGAUGGAGGAGCUCUACAUCAGGAUCUGUGCCGAUCCUCGGGGCCCAAGCACUGAUUAGGAACCCACUUUUUUUUUUAAGUUGAUUCAUUAUGCACAAAACAACCAAAAUGUGUCAAUUGUUUGCUGGUUCCAAAACUGGGGUGGCCAAGUGGGUGGGGCAGCCCUUGAAGCUCCGAGUCCCCUUUCUGUCCCUGAAAGGCCUUGACUUUCCGUGAUGCACCUCUCCAGACUCCUUCCUGUAGGUUCCCUGAAUCUGUCACUUCUCCACCUUUCCUCCCUGCCGAGCAAGUGUGUCGGCCCCAUGACCCCAGAACCGUGUGCUCCCCAGACCCUCUAGGACGUAUCUAUUGUACACACCUAUAAAUACCUGUGUUUUAUGUUGAUAUAGAUAUAUACUGUAAAUAGCAUAUAUACUUGAGCAAUAUAUAUGUUAAUAUAUACUGUGGGAGCACACACAUGCGUGUGUGUGCAGUACGUGGACACAGACCCCACUGUGUGUGCGCCUGUGUGCGUGAGGGCCUCGCCCCACUGUGUCUGCUGUGCACCCAGCACGUUUUGAGCCACCAUCUAUUUUUAAUUCAAGUAUAUAGGCAAUACGAUGAUGAGAGAAGCCGCUGGCUGCCUCCGCCCUGACUUGAGAGACAAACAAAACCAGCAGCCCAGGAGCUGAGCCCCGGGACAGGAGCCAAGGGUCCGCACUCCCUUCUUCCCCAGCUUCCUUUGAAAGAUGGAUUCAGCCCCUUCCUGCACCCCUUUCCCAUGGCCAAGGGCCCUGAACACCCUCGUUUUCUUUCGGGGAUGGUGGUUCAGAGGGAGUCGUUGGAAUUUCUUGCUUUCGAACAAAACACACCCCUCCCCAGCGCCCUCAGCCUGAAGACCUGGGCCAGUGGGAUGGUCAUCCCUCAGCUUGCCAUCUGGGGUCUGUUCCCCUCCUCGCAUACUUGUUUUCAUGCUGACGGCUUACCUGACUUUUUUACCUGCAAACUUAGAAACCUCUGGUUCUUUUCCAGGUCUCCUCCUGGGGACUGGACCUAUGCCCUUGACAUUGUGUCCGGGGAGGGGUUGGGGUGAGGGCUAGCACUUCAGCCCCGGUGGGUGGCCUGUGGAGGGUUAUUUGCCCAUUCCCCGUCAUCCUGCUGUGUGAAGAGGCUGGGCGCAUGCUCUCAGUGUCUGUUCAGGCCUAUGGGGAGCAGAGUCAGUGGUUUGGUCUCCACAGCAAUUUGGGGAGAAGAGUAAGUGGUUUUCCCUGUGGCCAGCUGCCCCCAGUUGUCUCCAGGUUUCCUGGGUGUGGGGGUCUCAGACCCCAAGCUCCACUUGGAGGGAUGAUGUGCUCCUCAGCGAGGCUGACAUAGCCCAGACCCACCAGAGAAUCAGCCUGAGGAAGAUGCCCUGUGGGGGCUGAGGGUCUCUGGGCUCCGGCUGGGGAGGCAGGCAGCGCAGUAAAGGAAACGGGGCUCCUGGGCCUGGCUGCCGAGAGGCGGGGUGAGUGGGCACCCGGAGCCGCCACCUGGCCUCUGAGCUUUUGUCUUUGCCUCUGUGCCUCUCCCUGAUGAGAAAAGCUCAAACCGUCUACACCACCCCCACCCCUCGCCCCUUGCCUGCCCCAUCCGUGUACACUCCAGAGUGGUGCGAGUCAAGGAGGGGAGAGGCAGGGACAGGAGGAGCCCUGGCCAAUAAGGCCCUCACCCCACUUAGAAAAAUCUGCUCUGGCUCCACCCUCAGCAUGGGCUUCCCUGGUUCCCACGAACCCCCUUCUCCCUCAGCCACAGUCCUCACCCACAGAGAGUUGGGCAGGGCCAGCUCUGCACCUCCUUCCUCCACGGGGGUCUCCAAAGUCCCCCAAGAGGUGCUGCCCAUGCCACUGCCCUCAGCCCAGGCACUCAUCCGAGCUGGAGAGGUGUGCAGACCUCAACUCUCAAGAUUCAGGGGGUACAGAGCCCCCCAAGCACCAGCAGGCUCCCCUCCCACCCUCUCCAGGCCACAGGCUCCUGGUAGAAGAGAGGGAGCCGGGGAACCCACAGAUGCCCACUGUGGCCUCCCUGCCAGGUAGCAUGGCCUCCGAGACCAGUGUGGUGUCCAGAAGGAGAUGCAGGGUCUGGUGGGGCUCAUCCCCUCUGAGGUGACAGAGGAGGCUUAGGAGGUCAGGAGAGAAUGCUCUGGGGAGAUAGGAAGAUCGUGGCCCCCACCCCAAGCCAAGGACACUAUUUGCUGAUCAUCAAAGAGGAACCUGCACCCACCAGCGGCCCCUCCUGGCAGCAUCUCCCAGGCUGACCUUUAGGAUCCCAUGGCCACACAGGGCCAGCUUUCUGAGCCACUGGGUCUGGAUGUGGGGACAAAUAGGGCCCUUCCCAGCCCCAGCUAAGAGAGGGUGCCUUGGGGAGCUCGCAGAUGAGAGCAGAGCACGCCAGCCCUGGGACUGAGCAAGUUUUGAUGCCACUCUGUGAGUAGACACUGGGCAGAGGUUGGAAGGAAGCCCCCCCCAAAAAAUAUCUGUGCCCACUGUAAGUCAGGGCAGGGGGCAGCCGGUCACUGCUGUCACAACCAUGGGUUGGCUUAGUGAGCGGAGCUUGGGGCAGGAUGAUGGGAACUCCCAGCAGUGGACAGACAUGGGCUUUGGCUUUUCAGCUUUCCUAGACGCUGUGCUGAGGGAGGGGCUGGAGCCCUCCCUCCAUCCAGAGAGGCCGCCUGGGAGGGGAGCCCAGCAGGGUGGUGGCCGGCGUCAGCCCUGCAGAGGGCAGGCUGGGGAAGAGUGGCCAGGGCUGUCCUGAGGGCAGUGGAGCCCUGGUGUAGCUGGACACCCUUUCCUACAUCUCACUGCUCAGCUAGCUUUUUGCUUUCUUUCGUUUUCAAACUGGAGGCAGCAAAAGGACAAGCUUAAUUGUCUCUCAUCCCCUUUCCAUACCUUCAGCUUCCAAAUUCACGCCUCCUAUGAAGCCCUCUCUCUUGGAAGGAAAGGUGGGAGCUGGGGGCUGAGGCAGCCUCUGUCUUUGAGGCUGAUGCACCAGGAGUGGCCUGGAGAGAAGGCAGAAGCCUGUGGCCUGGCCCCUGGCAUCCGUGGGCCGCCUAGUUGUAAGGGAGUUUGUGGCUCUCAGUUCAAGGAGGGGGAGGCUGUGAGAGUCAGAGGUGGAGGGCGGCCCCUGCCCUGGAGUCAGGACAGUGUUGUGGGCACUCGUGUGUUUAUGCAUACACACAGAAGUGUGAACGUGUGCUGGGCCCUCCACAGUGUGUGUGAGCACAUGCGUGUAGAGCCCAAAUCUGAAGUAAGGGAUUUUGAUCUGAGCUCAUCUAGUAUGUUGAGGCCUCGGCAGCGUUCUCAGUCGUGGGGCACAUGUGGAGAUGAUGGGGAGGCGGGCCUCGCAGGCAGGACUGCCCCUCCCCACUUGACUUUGGAACACUGCUCUCUGGAGUGGGGGAGAGGAGUCCCUAGCAGGGGUCUGCUGUGCUCUACAGAGGCCUGGCUGUCCAUGCAGCCCACCCACGUGGCUUGACCUGCUGAGCUGUCUCUUCAGAAGCAUCCAGUCCUGAGGACAUUGUUCACAAGGAGAGGUUUUGGGUGCUGGUGCCCCUUCUCAUCCCUGAAGAGGAUCUAGCAAGGUUGGAGAUGAGAAGGGAGGGGGGAUGAAAAACAGGCCAAAUCCAGGUCCCAAGUCACAGGCCAACCCCAAUGUGUUUCCAUGUCCACUGCCUCAGUUUACCUAUUCAGAAAAUGGUCCAGAAUGAACUGAGCACAGUUGGCUGCAAAACUGGGGUCGGGGGUAACACAGAAUCCCAAGCCCUCCUCUCGCUCUAUGCCAAAAUCGUUUCCGUUAUCCUGAGAUGGGAGUGAGUGGAUGCUGGAUGCACAGUGUGGCUCUGAGAGGCCUCUCCCCUGCCCAUGGCCUUGUCUUGGAGGUCUGGCCCUCACCUGGCAUGCCCUGGGUCACCAGCAGUAGCAGUGGCACUCACACCUGUCCCAAGGUCUGGAGAGGGGAGAAGUGGGCAGCGCUCCACCUUGGAGGGGCCCUCAUGCUUUCUUUCUUUCUUGAAGAAACACGAAACCCUUGAGAUUCAUGUACUGUAUGAUGGAGAGAAAAAAGUACCUAAUGUUCCCCAAAAAAGACAGUAUAUUUUGUACUUUGUAAAGUGUUAAUUAAAAUGGAGAGAAAAAUCA
This is a messenger RNA of Equus quagga, 7118 nucleotides long. RefSeq names its product cytosolic arginine sensor for mTORC1 subunit 2 (gene CASTOR2). NCBI's taxonomy places the organism in Eukaryota, Metazoa, Chordata, Mammalia, Perissodactyla, Equidae. Gene Ontology annotation, biological process: cellular response to L-arginine; negative regulation of TORC1 signaling. The record is from RefSeq and is a predicted model, not a curated record. The coding region runs from base 465 to 1331 and encodes 288 amino acids. The transcript has 10 exons. Gene Ontology annotation, cellular component: cytosol.